Onthophagus taurus is the source of this 1243-nucleotide messenger RNA. Its product is annotated as testis-specific serine/threonine-protein kinase 3. NCBI's taxonomy places the organism in Eukaryota, Metazoa, Arthropoda, Insecta, Coleoptera, Scarabaeidae. Gene Ontology annotation, molecular function: ATP binding; tau-protein kinase activity. Gene Ontology annotation, cellular component: cytoplasm. The record is from RefSeq and is a predicted model, not a curated record. Gene Ontology annotation, biological process: protein phosphorylation; microtubule cytoskeleton organization; intracellular signal transduction.
UUUUUUAAUAAAUAAUUUUUGACAUAUUUGUCAUAAAAAUUUAAUUUAUUCCAACUCAAAAUUCCAGUGAAAAUAAAAACGUUUUAAUCGAAAAAUUAUGGUAAAAUCUCAAUUUAAACAUGUCCAAAGACAUAGACACCACCCCAUCAGAAGAAUUAGCACUCGCCUCGAAAGGUUACAAGCUUUUAAAAAAACUAGGUGAGGGGUCGUACGCAAAAGUGUAUUUGACCGAUUUUAGAAAUCCCAAAGAAAAUAAAAGUUUACAAUUGGCUUGUAAAGUGGUUGAUACAUCGGUUGCCCCGAAAGAUUUUGUCAAAAAAUUUCUUCCUCGAGAGUUAGAUAUUUUAAUAAAAUUGAAUCACCCCCAUAUAGUGCACAUCCAAAAUAUUUUUCAACGUCGAUCGAAAUAUUUCGUUUUUAUGCGUUUUGCGGAAAAUGGUGAUUUGUUAGAAUUUAUUUUAAAGAAGGGUGCCAUUUCCGAAGCUCAAGCUAGGGUAUGGCUAAGACAAUUAGCGUUGGGUAUUCAAUAUUUACACGAAAUGGAUGUGGCACAUCGCGAUUUAAAAUGCGAGAAUGCUUUGAUUACAUCGAAUUACAACGUUAAAAUUGCAGAUUUUGGUUUUGCGAGAUAUGUAGUUGAUGGGAGUGGUAAAAAAAUAACCAGCGAUACUUAUUGUGGUUCGUUAUCUUACGCAGCCCCCGAAAUCCUUCGUGGUAUCCCAUAUCACCCUAAAAUAGCUGAUUUAUGGUCUGUGGGGGUUAUUCUUUAUAUUAUGCUUAAUAAAGCAAUGCCGUUUGAUGACGGAAAUAUUAAGAGAUUAUACGAACAACAAACAAAUAAAAGGUGGAGAUUUCGCGCUAAAGUCGUUGAUUUAUUAAGCGAUCAAGUUAAAAAGUUAACAGCUUGUUUACUCGAGCCCGAUAUAAAUAAACGAUAUCGAGUUGAUCAGGUUUUAACAUCCGAGUGGAUCGCUAUGGAUCCAAGAUUAUUGGAGUUAUCAUCCCCCGAACAGCAAGCGUUACAAGCAGCGCAAGAAGAAAGAAAGAAGCACCAAGAAUCCGGGGUUAAAGCAUUAUCAUCUUUACCGAAAACUAAGAAAGGAAAACCGGGAUCUAUUGAGGAAAUUAGUAUUGGGGGCGAUGUCAGAAAAACGAGUACUUACGGAUUAACCGAUAAACAAUUAUUAACUGGGGAAUAAUUAAAUAUUUAAAUUGGGAUUAAAUAAUUUUUCUUUACUUAAAA